Calliphora vicina (urban bluebottle blowfly) is the source of this 2864-nucleotide messenger RNA. It is a transcript of the gene RIC-3, whose product is annotated as RIC3 acetylcholine receptor chaperone. Gene Ontology annotation, biological process: protein localization to cell surface; synaptic transmission, cholinergic. Lineage: Eukaryota; Metazoa; Arthropoda; Insecta; Diptera; Calliphoridae. Gene Ontology annotation, cellular component: neuronal cell body; intracellular membrane-bounded organelle; neuron projection. The record is from RefSeq and is a predicted model, not a curated record. Bases 362 to 1984 code for a protein of 540 amino acids. The transcript has 11 exons.
GUGUGUUUGGACGGACGCAAGAUUUGACAAUGUACACUAGAGAGAUAUGACUGUAGUUGCUAAAAUUCGCUUGCCUUGGUCACUUCGAACGGUUUUUUUUCAUCAUUUAUUAGUUUUGUGAUUUUCCGAAAAAUGCAAAAAUGUUUGCAUACAAAUUAACCCAUUAAACUACCAGCACAUAAGAUAAUAAUAUAACAACAAUGAAAGUGAUAUAAUAUUAACAAAACAAAUUAUUGAAGAAUUAUCAAAAGAAAUCAAGCAAAUAAUUUAAUCAUAGUUACAUAUAUAGAAAACAAAUAAACUAAAUUAACUAAUAGAAAUAAUAAGAAAACGAUUGAGAAAUUAACAUAAAAAAAACAAGAUGCAUACACAAGCUCAAAGCCAGUCCACAAAUAGGCGACAACAUGAACCUUCUCUGCCGAUUUAUGCCAACGAAGGUUUGAGUCCCAAAAAGACCUUUCUAGUUAUUAUAACAGUUGUUGGCUGCAUUGCAAUUUUAUGGCCAAAAGUGUUCUAUCCCAUGAUGUUUGCGUCGACUCCAACCGCAGGGAAAUCAAAUAUCAAAGGAGGUGCGGGUGGUUGUUGUGAUGUCGUGCUUAAUCGUGAGGAAUUUUUUAAUUCGACGUUAUUGAAAAAACCCAAAACUUCGGAACCUCCCAUAGAACCCUAUGGGCCUCAGUUAUAUCGUAAAAGUUUAAAUCCUUAUACUGGUGAAAUAAGUAUACGUCAGGAGCGUUCAUCUCAUUUGCAUCCAGAUUCGGUUUAUGAGGCGAUGAGAGAGCGUGGACGUGCUAUACCAGCCACACCAACGAUACCCAUUGUGGAGCGCAAGUCAUCGCCCAGUAAUCCACCACCUCGCAUAGUAGAAGGAAGACCUGGCCCUAUACCCGGCAUGCGUCCUCCUAUGGGUGCUGGUUCAAUACAUCAACCUCAGGCUAGACAAGGUACUAUGGGCUUAAUAAUGCCAGUAUAUACCAUUGGUAUUAUUAUAUUCUUCGGUUAUACUAUCAUGAAGAUAGUAAUGAAGAAGCAAGCGGUAAAUGCACCUUAUGGAGCUGCACCUGGCGAUCCCAACUUCCGCAAGGAAGUUUUUGGAAAAGGAAAUGGUAGACAUGUUGAGGAUUUAAAUGGCUCUAAAUUGGAUCUUUUAAACCAGCAGCAGCGCGGCAGCGUUUUAUACAAUGUCAGUAUGUCGGCUCAGGCUGCCGCUUCCAAUCUGUCCUCUUCGUUGAAACAACAUCAGUUCCAGCAACAACAACAACAGCAGCAACAACAACCACCAUUGACUUCGAAAGUUAUGACUAAGGAUACCGAUCAAUUGAUGGAAAUCGAAAAGUUGCGCAAAAAAUUGGAGGACACGGAAAAGGCCAUGGCCAAAUUGAUUGGUGAAAUGAAUUCAGAUCAAUAUGAAGCGAAGGUAAACUCCAACGAAAAUUCGACCACCACGAACCAACAACAACCACAGCAAUCAAACAUUUCCAAUGGGCAUGCAGACAUUAAUGAGAAAUCUGGUGAUGUUAAUUCUAGAGUAGAUGACUUAAAGGCAACGGAUGAUAAACGCAAAAAGAGAGAAGGCAGUACUGAUCGUACAGUAUCGGUUCUUGGAAUGGAAAUAACUGCUAGUUGCGAGGGUGGCCACAAAUGGUCUGGCCGUCCUCCAACACCAGUGUUAUUAUCCCACCAUGAACAUUCCAAACAUGAUGAAGAUGAUGUAAUGCCAGAACCUCAAGAAAUCUAUUUGGAGGGUUCAUUGGCUCAUGACUCUCAAAUUUUAGUAGCCGAAUCUGAAACUAAACAGGAAAAAGUUUAUGAUGCCGAACUCAAUGGAUCUCCCGAAGAACCAGCUGUUAUUUUAAGUAGUAAAAUGACUUUGUCUCUUAUCAAUUUGGAUAAUAUAUUGGAUAAAAAAUCGCCAACAAAACAGCCAGAUCUGGAAAGUCCAUUAGCCGAUGAUAUUGAAAUAAUUGGUCAUGAUGAACAUUAAAAAAAAAACGCUGAAAUAGUAAUACGAUCUAACGAACAAAAAAUAAAAUAAUAAAAAACAUAAAGAAUUUAUAGUAUAAAACACAAACAAUUUUAUAAACCCAAACACCGAAAACGAAACCAAAAAUUUAAAAAUAAUGACUGAUUUGUAAAAUUUUAUAAUUAUUUAAAAACGAUUUAUGUUGAAUUUUAUCCAAAUUAUUUGAACGACUCUCACUACUACUUAAAGAGGAAAAGAGCAAGCCAAGAACAAGAAAUCCAGUACUUCCGUUGUAAGGAACCGAGAAAUCAGUUUAACAAUAUUUUUUGUUUUAUGUUGAAACCUGUUGCCAAAUUUAUUUUAUUAUGUUAUUUAUGCAUUUUUUUCUAGCUGUUAGUAUUUAUUUUUUGAAUUCUGUCUUUUUAAUUUAAAUAUCACUUUGUAUGCUCAAAAUGUUAUGCCAAACUCAUUAUUAUUAUUAUAAUUAAAUAAUUUGUCUUUUUUGUUCAUAAUUUAUAAAAAAAAAAAUAAUUGUAUGCCAAACCUAAGCAAGAUUAAUUUUUAGUAUUUAACAAAAAACAAAAUGAAAACUCAAAAUUUUAUUGUAGUCCUUUACGUCCUUUUUGCAAUACAUAUUUAUGUACUUACUAUUUAAGAAUAUUUUAUUUUUUAUUCAUAUUUAAAUCAUGAACAAAAAAGAAAUAUAAAUAGUUUCAAAAACAUAUUACUUAAUGUAAUUUACUUACUUAAAUGGUGUUGUAUCAAUUUUAAAUUAAAACCAAAUUAUUGCAAAUAAAAAAAAUUAAACCCAAAUAAAAUUUACAUGUAGACUUGUGUGUAUCAAGAAAAUUUAUAAAAAAAAAUAGAUUUUAAUAAAAGUAAAUAAAUAAAAACAAUAAAA